Molecule: messenger RNA, 3736 nt
Organism: Equus quagga
Lineage: Eukaryota; Metazoa; Chordata; Mammalia; Perissodactyla; Equidae
Product: trichohyalin-like protein 1
Molecular function (GO): transition metal ion binding; calcium ion binding
Source: RefSeq, a predicted model, not a curated record
AUGAAUCAGGCGUUGGACCCGGAGGGUGUCUCCUUCCUAACUGUGCAAUUAGGGAGUCGAUAAAAGGUUUCAGCGCCUGCUGUCAGCUCACGGCCCGCUGCUGCACAGUCCACUUGCUCUCACUCGGGAACAAGUCUCCUGAGUUCCUAAAGAUGCCUCGACUCCUGAGAGAUGUCCUCUGCGUAACUGAGACAUUCCACAAGUACGCAAGGGAGGAUGGUGACGAGGCAACACUGACCUGCAGAGAGCUAAGACGGCUCAUCCAGGGCGAGUUUGGGGACAUUCUUCAGCCACGUGCCAUUCAUGCUGUGCAGAGAAAUUUGAAUCUUCUGGAUAUUGACAGUGAUGGCACCAUCAGUUUUGAUGAAUUUGUUCUUGCAAUCUUCAACUUGUUGAAAUUCUGUUAUCUUGAUAUACAAUCAUUACUAAAUUCAGAACCAAGACAAGUGUCUAAACCAGAGGAAAAGCCAGAUAGUAUGGAUCUUCAGGCAACCAGUGAAACUGGCCAGUGGACAGAGGAAACUCCACCAACUCAAGACAAAGUGCUGUUUCCUUCAGGAAUAGCAUCAUCAGCUCAGCUCAGCCUUAACGAAAGGGGAGCAGUUGGACAUAACAGGAUAGACCCACAGGGAGACACUCAGACUCACAAACUGCCUAUAGAAGAAUUUGGGCACAGUGAUCCUGAGAACCAACAUCUGGAAGGAGUUGAACAGAGCCAGGAAGUGGCCCAAGAUGUACCAGCAACAGGAGACAGUGGGGCCCAACUUGAGACAAAUAAGCCAAUGGUAGGAUCAGAACUGAUCAGCAGUCCCACAAAGGGGGAGGGACAGGAUAAGGAGAUUCCAAGGGAGGGAGAUAAACCAGCCAGGGAGCAAAGUGGCACUAAGACAAGAGAGCAAUUUGGAGAACAUAAAGGGAAGUUGGGGACCCAAAGUUCUCCACCAAAAGAGACAACACAGAGGCCAUCUGAAGAUCAGGAAGCUGCAGCAGAAAAGGGUGUUAAGGAACACUCUAAAGCACAAGAACUUCCACUAGAAGGAAAAGAUGAGCCCAGUUCAGAGCAUGCUGACCUGCCAGAACAAGCUGCUGCCUGGGAACCAUUUCAGACACAGAAAUCAACUGAUCCUGAGGAUGAUAGUAGAACAGCUGAGACUCAAGAACCAGGAAAGGAUGCUGACAGGACACCACCUGAGACAAAGAAUGCACUUGAACCUGAGGAUGAUGGUAGAACACCUGAGACCCAGGAACCACCAUCACAGGAAAAGAAUAUGAAAAAAAAGGACCUGCCAGUCCAGGGUGAUAGCAGAAAUGUUUCAGAAACACCCAAUGUUAGAGCUGAAUGGAAAGAGGGGAGAGGUUCUGAGGCCCAUGGGUCAGCAGGGCAGAAAGAAAGUGAGAGAAAAUCUCAGUUACCAGUCCUGGAAGACCAAAAACAGGAUGGGAAGUAUCAGGAACUCCAGGCAUCAUCGAAAGCAAGGGAUGCUGAAGAAGUUUCUAAGACACGAGAGUUAAGCUCAGAAGGAGUAGAUCAGAAUCAUCCUGAAAUUGAAGGAGCAAUCACCCCAGGAGAAGAGGCAAGACACGCUGAGGAAGGCACAACAGAAUCCCUUGUGAGCAGCAAAAAUGCCCCUGCAGCAGAAGGGACACCAGGAGUGAGAGAAAGAACACAGGAGUUGGCAUCACUUGAGAACCAGUCUGGAGAAGAAGAUAAGGGGGUCACCAAGACUCAUGACAAGCUCGUUGAAGAGGAUGAUGGUUACCAUAGGGAGGGUCCUGAACCAACAGUCACACAGAAUGAUGAGGGGUCUUCCAAAACCCCCAACAGCCUGACUCCAGAGGAUGGUGACAACAGCUCAGAGACAAGUGACCUACCUGUGCAAGGGAAUUCGCAGAGUCAAGUAGACCCACUCAGAGAGUCCAUGCAAGAAAGUCACAAUGAUAACCCAGAUAACCAGAAACGGGUAGCACCAGGUGAGAAAAACAGAGCUCAGGAGGCAGUGGUGCUGGCAGUGAGAGGAGAGGAUGACCAGCUCACCAAGGAAGGGGAACAGCCUGCCAGAGAAGAGCACAAGAGUCAGGGCUCAGGGACCAAAAGCCCAGGCCCCGCUGUGGAGCCCAGUGGACACCCAGAGGCACAGGAGUCCACAGCAGGACAUGAAAACAGGAAGUCCCUGGAGACACAGAUCCCAGGUGCCCUGGAUGCAGACUUCACUGACCAGCUUUCCAUAACACAGCUCCCUACAAAGGAAGACAGUAGAAAAGAGCAAAAGUUCCAGGGCCCAAGUACCAAAGAAGAGGAAGGUGGAGUACCAGGGACUCAUGAGGCUCCAGUAAACAGUCCAGAUGAGGACAAUUCAGCCUCCCCCAAGACACACCUUGAGGAAACUGCAACAUUGGAGGAAGACGAUGAAAGCCCCCAAGAGCUGGCAGGUGAAGGUAAUGACCAACCAAAUCCAGCCAAGAAAGGACAUGAUUCUUCAGUCCCCCAGUCAGGCCUUGAAGAGAGGACACAGAGGGACCAAGAGCCCUGUUCUGUGGAGAGGGGUGCAGUCUAUUCCAGUCCACUGUAUGAGUACCUGCAGGAGAAAAUAACGCAGCAAACAGACAUAACCCAAGAGGAGCAUCAAAAUCAAACUCAGACAGCCAGGGCAUUGAGCCAGGGCAUUGAACUCUGCCAUGACCAGUCGAGUGCAUCCCUCACCAGUGACAGCCAAGCAUCACAGCAGUACACCAGGGAAUUUCUGCCUGAUGAGGAUCCUACUGAUGUACAGCAAACAUCAGCUCCCCAGGCCUUGGAAGAUAAGCAGGGCCACUCUCAGAGAGAGGAACCAGGAUCACAAAGGGGUGAGAGCACCACAAAGCAAUGAAUCGUAAUCAUUAUCCCAGAAGCUCCAAGAACUUCAUACAUCUCGACAUGCCACAGACUUCUUCCCUCCCAAUCACCCUCAACACACACGCACACAUUCAGAGACAGAUUAAUAGUCCUCUAAAUUCCUUUCCUACAUUUCUAUAAGAGCAAAUAAUAAAGUAUUCAUCAGUAGGAGCUACCACCAAAGAAAUAUCACACCAAACAAAUACAACCAGUAAAAGUUCUGUCAUAUGAUUCUACUUCCAAGUGCUGAAAUGGACUUUCUCAUGAGACCAUUUAUCACAAUUGAUCUGUCACUGAAAACAGAAAAAUCCCUUCCAUAUCUUUAGCAGAUGCUAAUUUCUUCAAGUGAUUCAUUGGCUUUUUAAAGUGUGGCAAUAGGAAGUACAAGACCGCACAAUAUUCCCUUAUAAUCAUAAAAUAUCAUUGAUUGACAGAUGGAGAUUAUUAUGCUUCAUGACAUUCCCUACACAGAUUUCAAGUUUACUCUAAAAUUUUAUCCCUUAAAAUAACUUCAGAUAUUACCAUAACUUAAAAUAAUUAUGAAUUUCUAGCAAAACUUUCUAGGAAUUCAUGACUCUGCCCAUUCCCAGGUGCAACUAAAUCUAUGCCAAGGAUUCAUUCAUACAUUUAUUCAUUCAACAAACUUUUAUUAAAUCCCACUCCUCACACAGCCCUUUCAUAGUUUCUGGCUCAAAUAAGCAAUCAGAAUAAUUAUGAAGGCGAGUAAGAACACAAAUCUAAAGUAUGUCUGAUUCCAUAAUAAGCUCUUCUAACCAGCCAUCCACCAAGUCGACGAAAUGUUUACCUACAUGGUUUGCUGAGGACGUUGUAUUAAAAUUGAUAAUUAAAUAACCUGAUGAUCAA